Prunus armeniaca (apricot) is the source of this 456-nucleotide messenger RNA. NCBI's taxonomy places the organism in Eukaryota, Viridiplantae, Streptophyta, Magnoliopsida, Rosales, Rosaceae. The record is from the annotation of a GenBank genome assembly.
AUGGACAGAAGGUGGAUACAGAACCCGAACAGAUGCGCAGACGAAUACUUGGAUGGAAUCGAGGAUUUUAUUGAGUUUGCACGUAGACACAACCCGGGUGCAACUAGAAUCCGUUGUCCUUGUAGGAGGUGCAACAACACUAAGAAUGGAAUGAUUGAGACAUAUAGCAUUUGGAACCUUCACGGGGAACAAUUAGAGCAUGCUUCGUCUUCAAAUGCCACAAGAGUGGACAAUGUUCAACCUAUUGUGGAUGCUAAUGAUCAAGUCAUGGAUAUUAUACAGGAUGUUUUUCCAUUUGCAUCGACCAACAUGAAUCAAGAAGAGCAAGAUGAUGUGCCUACACCAAUAGACAGUGCGGAGUUUGAACAAUAUGAGAAAAUUGUUAAAAAAAUGCCAACCAAGAGUUAUACCCGGGGUGCGAGAGCUUUUCCGUUCUCACGGCCAUUGUGGAGCUAA